CCUGAUUGUCGAUAGGAGGCGCCACCAUUGCUGUUUGGACUUCUGUUUCAGAUCAAUUGAGCAACCACAUGGUCUGUAGUCUGUAUUGAAGUUUAAAAGGUUAGACCAUUGAUUACAACAAACUGUCAACAUGGAUAUUGCACUGAAGAAAGAGUACAUGAAGGCAAAGAAACUUGCGCAUCCCAAUAGUAGGAAGUCCAUUGCCAUUGCAAAAAGAACCAAGAAAAUAUCAAACAGACAGAAAGCAAAAUUGAGUGGAUUGAUAAAGCAGAAUUUAAUAGGAGAGAAAAUGAUGUGGAUGAAAGAGCACAUGGUCCCAGAUGUAUGUCCCUAUACUCCAGAAUUAACUGCCAGUCUAUUAGAAACGUACAUAGCAAGGAAUGAUGAAGAACUAGAACAGAUUUCUAUAAAACGUUCUAUAAGUAAUAAAAGGAACAGACAGCAUGCAAGCAGGGAAGAUGUGAUUAGGAUGACCAAGGAACGUGAACAGGAAGAAUAUAACACUUGUGGAAUAGAAAUUACUGAUAUUUUAAAUGCAAACCAAUGUCAGAUGCUAAGAAAAUGGAAUGGUGAAUUAAAGUAUAUGACUAAUUUUAAAUUCAGAAGAUUUGGUAGAAAACAUUUGAAUGAAGCUUUACAGAAAGCCAAUAAGCCACCAAAGGAGCACAUAAAGAAGAAUGUACAGACUAAAAUGUCUGACAAGUCAGAAAGAUCCUCAGAAGAGGAUAAACCUGAAAAUAUAGAGAAUUCUUCCUUAAACAAAUCAACAGAAGAUGAUCAACCUACAGAUUCUGGCAUGGAAGUAGAAUAAAUGUUAUAUUCUUCGUUUUUUAAUUAACCUUUUUAUGAUUUAUCAUUUAUUGUCCCUUAAAAAGUAAUUUUCUCGCGAAACGAAAGCAAACAGUUUCGUUUGCGUAAUUUCACGCAUUGCGUGAAUUCGUCUCGCUCUCAUCUCUCGCGGGGAACAAAGGAGUCGCUAGGAAGGAAAAAUACGACAGAAAGAAAAAAGUGUUUGAUUGUGAAAUAAACUACGAAACUGGAACAUGUGAAUAAGUCACGUGUACACAACGAAUUCUCGAAGCUCGUUUCUCGUGUUUCCUCGAUCUUUCUUCAUUUCGUUCCUUAUGCCACUUUGUUAUAUAACGAUAGGAACACAUUAUUCCCAGAAUAAGGAUUGAAACACGAGAAAUAACACGAUUCGGAUUUGAAAAAUUGAAACCUUUGAAAGAGUGCAAAGUAAUUCGAGAUCCGAGCGUAAACAUGAUUCGAGAAAGUUUGAACAAUUUUUAUUCCCCUACGUCGAACCUUCGACUUCCUGUGCGUGUCUCAAACGCAGCUGCAACGAUUGCAGUUGCAAUGAAUUUCUCUAAAAGACUGUGACGAAGAAAAGCGAAGAGGGGGACACCGAUCACGUGGAUAAGAGUGAAAGUUAGCGAGAUUUUUGCUUUGCUAAAUUAUUGCCAUAUUCUUUCUGUUAUAAAUCGAUCUUCGAUCCUCGUCCCAUUUGCAAUUCUCAUUGAUACUUGAAAGAUGUGAAUGAACUAUGUCACCAGUUUAUUUCCUUCAGAAUGUCGAUGUUAAUUAAGAGAAGCUUACAUCAAA
Molecule: messenger RNA, 1602 nt
Organism: Osmia lignaria (orchard mason bee)
Lineage: Eukaryota; Metazoa; Arthropoda; Insecta; Hymenoptera; Megachilidae
Product: translation machinery-associated protein 16
Cellular component (GO): nucleus
Source: RefSeq, a predicted model, not a curated record